This is a messenger RNA of Sphaeroforma arctica JP610, 152 nucleotides long. RefSeq lists its product as hypothetical. The annotation marks the transcript as partial. NCBI's taxonomy places the organism in Eukaryota, Ichthyosporea, Ichthyophonida. The record is from RefSeq and is a predicted model, not a curated record. The transcript has a single exon.
GUGCGUACCUGAGCCUGGGCGACAAGGGCAAUGCCUUGAACUGGCACAAGUCCUGUUUCAACUGCAACAGGUGCAGUACUAGCCUAGGCGACGCAACCAACUUUCAGGUGCAGGACGCCAAGCCUAUCUGUGGCCCCUGCUACGCCAAGUAG